AUGACGACAUAUGACGAGUAUGGCGUUCCCGUCGGCGCAUACUCUGAGCCAGAGAGUUUGACAUACCAAGCCUGGAGGCUUGCCCGAGCAUUCUACCUGUACCGGAUACGCCCUGCCGUGCAGGAGAGGCGGAAUGCCCUACGCAAUUCCACAUGGAGUCCCCGCCAGCUUUUUAGUCUGGUGAAUGCGCUCGUCGUGGUGUGGUGGGUUGUCCUGUACUGGGGUGAGCGAGGCGUCUUCAACAGCGCCAUCGAGAGCUGCAACUGGGACAAGUGGGAAGACUGGGAAGCCGGCGCAAACCCACACAGGCUCAUCUUUGUCGCCGACCCGCAGCUCAUUGACCCACAUACGUAUCCUGGCCGCCCGUGGCCUCUGAAUCCCUUGGCCUACAAGUACACCGACCUCUAUCUACGGCGAACGUACUCGCGCUUCCAGACCGUUCUCUACCCCGAUACCAUCUUUUUCCUUGGCGACCUCUUUGACGGCGGUCGUGAGUGGUCGACGCGCACAACUACCUCGCCCGAGCAGCAAUACCGCAGAUAUGGCAACGACUUUUGGCAGAAGGAAUACAUGCGUUUUAGCGAUUUGUUCUUCAAGCAUUGGGGUGAUGGAGGCAUGGACCCACGGCCGGGGCAGCCAGGGAGGAAGCUCAUAACCAGUCUGCCCGGCAACCACGACCUGGGAUUCGCAAGAGGCGUGCAGAUUGGGGUGAGGAAUCGCUUCAAUGCCUAUUUUGGUGACGGGAACAGGAUCGAUGUCAUUGCAAAUCAUACGUUUGUCUCAAUUGACAGCGUAUCGCUGAGCGCACUUGGCCAGGAUUCACCGGAGCAAGUGGAAAACAUCUGGCGACCUACAAAGGACUUUCUCGAGGAUGCAAAGAAGCGCAAGAGACGGCUUGUACAACGCGAACUCCGCGCCCAGCAGGGUCUGAGGCCAUACCCCGGCAUGCCCCAUUACGAUAUUAAAGCGGAGGAUUUGGCAAAGUCUCAGCUCCCACAUGCAAACGACGAUGUGACUGAGUUCCCAACCAUUCUCCUUUCACACGUCCCACUCUUCCGCCCGCCAGGUACGCCCUGUGGUCCUCUUCGCGAACACUGGCCCCCAACUCCUCCUCUACCCGGCCAACCCCCUCUCGAACACGACGACCGCAAUGCCAUUUCCGUGCGCGGCGGCUACCAGUACCAAAACGUGCUCAACCGCGAGAUCACAGCCGACAUCGCCGAAAAGGUCGGAGACAUCCGCUAUGCCUUCUCGGGCGAUGACCACGAUUACUGCGAGGUCCUCCACAAAGCCUACACCAGCGCCGGCGGCGGUAUCCGCGAAAUAACCGUCAAAAGCAUCAGCUGGGCCAUGGGCGUCCGCCUCCCAGGAAUCGUCCUCCUCUCCCUCUGGAACCCCGUCGACUCGCACGGCAACCCCAAAUCCGGCGACGCCAGCAAAACAGUCCAAUCUAAACUCUGCAUUCUCCCCGACCAAAUCGGUACCUUUCUCAAAUACGGCCUCCUCUUCGGUUUCACCUUUCUCCUACUUACACUCCGCGCCGCUCUCCUAGCAUCAGGCAUCUUACCCACCGCCCCCGAAGCACCAGACCUUCCUCUCCUCCCCACCACCACCACAACCACCACUAACGCAUCUCCGUCCAUGUCCAUGUCCUCUGCCGAACACGAAAAAUCAACAGCUCAAUACCUGCCCGCUGCCUCGGAAUACGAAACUCACUCCUCGCACUCGUCCACGUCGUCGGAUCGCAGUACGGUUAAUAAUCCUGGUGUGCGCACUACGAGAGCGCAUACGAGGAGUAAUAUCGCAAUGGAGAAUGAGGAUAGUAAACCGAGGAUUUAUGGGAGUUAUCAAGAUGCUGCUGCUGGUGGUGUGACUACGGCAAAGACUGCAAGGAGGGGAAGGAAGAAAGGUGGUUUUGAGAUUUUUGGGGGGGAGCUGAGGGGUGGAUUGGCGACGGUGGUUUUGUGGGGAGGUUUGUGGUAUGUUUUUCUGGUUUGGAGGGGAUGA
Messenger RNA from Bipolaris oryzae ATCC 44560, 2007 nucleotides. RefSeq lists its product as uncharacterized. The record is from RefSeq and is a predicted model, not a curated record. The transcript has 2 exons. NCBI's taxonomy places the organism in Eukaryota, Fungi, Ascomycota, Dothideomycetes, Pleosporales, Pleosporaceae. The coding region runs from base 1 to 2007 and encodes 668 amino acids. Gene Ontology annotation, biological process: GPI anchor biosynthetic process. Gene Ontology annotation, cellular component: endoplasmic reticulum.